Molecule: messenger RNA, 685 nt
Organism: Psylliodes chrysocephalus
Lineage: Eukaryota; Metazoa; Arthropoda; Insecta; Coleoptera; Chrysomelidae
Source: the annotation of a GenBank genome assembly
AUGGAUAAACUUUUAGAAGAAUUACAAACUAUCAGUAAAGUAACAGGGUCAAUAGAAAAGACAAUUCAAAAGAAAAACGCAAGAAACAAUCUGUUUAAGCAAAUUUAUUAUUGUCACUUCAAUACAAGACGAAGAAAAACUACCAAGGAUUUAAAGAAAAAAAGCUCAAGAAACAUCAAUUGUCCAGCAAAAUUAAUUUUAACUUUAAAGAAAAUCAUUCCUAUGUCCAAGUCUAAAGCCAACAAUUCAUUGAAUAAAAUCGACAAAGAAUAUCCUUGUUUAUUAGAAUUUCGGAACUAUCACAAUCAUAGAUCCGAUGUGCGAGAAGCUCUACGUACCAGACCUUUGGGUGAAGAUACAAAAAAUGCUAUACUUGAGUUAUUUCAAAGAGGGCAUUCUGUAGCAUCCGCUUAUCACACGUAUUGUACCACGAAAAUGGAAGAAUUGGGUGAUUAGUAUAGCGAUAAAAUAAGCGAUCGUCAUUAUUUCCUGACAAAAACCGAUGUGCGAACACUCUGGACUAGUAACUUCAGAUAGCAAUAUGGCGAGCGCAGUGGUCAAGAAAUGUUAAAGAAGUUGGAAGAUGUGUUAAUGUCGGAAAAUUAAAGAAAUGGGACAUUGUUCAAAGUGUGUACUCUCGGCGAAAACCAUUCCAUUGAAAUAAAUACCCCCAUAAUGCAAAGAG